Trematosphaeria pertusa is the source of this 1275-nucleotide messenger RNA. RefSeq lists its product as uncharacterized. Bases 1 to 1275 code for a protein of 424 amino acids. The record is from RefSeq and is a predicted model, not a curated record. Gene Ontology annotation, molecular function: protein binding. The transcript has a single exon. Lineage: Eukaryota; Fungi; Ascomycota; Dothideomycetes; Pleosporales; Trematosphaeriaceae.
AUGUCUUCUCUCUUAGAUCUCCCCACAGAACUGAUCCAGCGAAUUGCUCGCAAUCUUCCCUGCUCGGCAGCGCUCAACUUCAUCCAAGUAAACCGCCAGCUGCAUGCGGCGUGUAACGAUCGCCUUGUCUUCAAGCACAUCGCCCUACAUCAAGUGGGACACGAAAACCUCGGCGGAAAAGAGGGAACUCCAGUAUGGGAUGAAGGGGUUGAUCUUCUGAAUGAAGCCACGCUUCAGGGUACCAUUCGAAUUGCCCUAGCCGUCGAGCGCGCCCUUCAAAGAGCUUCUGAAAAGCCACCGCGAUGGUUUUCAGAGGACGAUGGCGGUGUAGUAGUGGUUCAUCGCGACGUGGAAGAGUGGCUGCCGCAUCUUCUGACUUUGCACCAUCCCGCAUGCAGCUCCUUCAAAGCCGAGCACCUGCUAUGGCUCCAUCUCGAACUCGCCAAUCGCCGACAUGUGCGCCCCGGCGACGAAAACAGCGAAGCCCACCGAAAAAGCGUGGUGCAGGCCUAUGCGACUCUUGUCAACGUUGGAUUCUGCUUGGCCUUCCUCACCUUAGAAGGGAUGAGCAGGAUCCCCGAAGAACAAGUGUUAGAGCCAUUCGAAAUGGGAUAUCAUAUCCCAGAGAACCGAGUAAACGACUACGUCCGCUCCGGUGCAUGGGGGUUGAGCCCGCCUGCGCCAGGCAGCGAUCUCCUACGGACCUAUAGUCUUGCGCAAGCUGCUGCGUCAAUCAUUCCAUUCUUGUACAGCAUCCUAGGAGGGGCGCAUUUCCCAAUUAAACUUCCUUGUCCAUCCCGCACGCUGUUCCGGUCAUACAUGGACAUCCCACUGGUGUAUCGAAACACCACUGUGGAGUUCAGUUAUUGUCAUACCCACAGGAUGACUGCUCCAGAGUUCCUCUCGGGAAGAUGGAUGGGAUACUACACGGAUCAGCGAAACCUUAUUCACAGCCGGUACGCGAUUGUCGAUCCUCCAAUGCGCAACAUCAAUCUCAUUGCUCGGCCGCGGGACCGCACAGACCGACCUGAUCCACAUAUCAGAGCCAUGGUCGAUCGCGAAACGCGCGGCGUCGACUCUCAUGGCGCCUUCCUGCUCUACGGCGAGAUCCACGAGAACGGGAAGGUCGACGUUAUCAAGAGUUAUCCAGCGCAGGGUUGGGAUUGGAUGUGGCACGGCGAGGUUACGCCUUUUGGCAUUAUCGGUCAUUGGGGGGACUUGAGCGGCAACUUUGGGGGAUACUUUUGGAUAUGGAAGGAAGAAUGGUGUACAUGA